This is a messenger RNA of Clunio marinus, 195 nucleotides long. Lineage: Eukaryota; Metazoa; Arthropoda; Insecta; Diptera; Chironomidae. The record is from the annotation of a GenBank genome assembly.
AUGAAUUUAAGAGACAAACAGCAGCAAAACGCAGAUUGGAUGCAGCAAGAAGAGUAUAAAAAUGAACAGUUAAGAGCUCUGUACUGGUUGGCAAUCAAAAGGCAUAGUGCGUCAAUGAUUCAAAUGAACAUGGGCGGUGACAUAAAGGAAAAGGAUAAAGAGAUUUGCAAGGAUAUGUUUGAAGCUCACCAUUAA